GCACUGUGCACUAUGCACUAUUAAGACAUGUUAACGGCAGACAGUGACCGUGUCCCGCCCGUGAGUGACAGCUGGUCACCUGCUCUGUCCGUACGCGGAGCUCAGCUCGUGUUGUCAGCGCGGUGAAGCUGUCAGUCACGUUCAUUAAUGCAGGUGACCGUAGAGCGCAUCGAGCCGAGCGGCGGACCUAAGUUCCAGCAUGGCUUUCCUGACAGACAUGAUCGCUGUGGUUUCAGCAAGUCUCCGCUAGACUCGGAGCGAACACUUCAAUGGAAGAAGAGGACAAGAAGAGCUCAGGACAAUAUGAGUCCGGUCCGAGAGAGAGAUGACAGCUUGAAGAAAAAGCUGCUCAACGUACUUGACAAAAGCUCAGUGCCUGACCCGUUCACCAGGAGUGUCAGCAGAGUCCCAAACAGUGGUCUCAGCAUCUCGUCAUGUGGUCAGACCUCUGCCGGUGGCACUACCUCCGUGAGUCACCUCCCUUCCCGCUCCGGCAGCCCAGGCACUGGCCCCGGUCUCUCCACAGAGCACAGCUCCAUCUGCUCCUGGAGAUAUGAUGAGUUUGAGCGGGCGAAUACACAGCGUGUGCGUCAGCUCUUUAACUCUGUGGAUGAGCUGCUGUAUGAGGGGAGAGUCAGCAGCCGCUCGGAGUCCCUGCAGGAGGAGUGUGAGGAGUGGAACGGACAUACCCCCCAUCUCAGAAUUUUAGGGAAUCAAUUGGAGCCUCCCAAACAGGAGGGUGUUCAGUACAUCUGCAGACGAGAGUCCAGUGCCAGAACCUCCUCCUUCUCCACAUCCACCUGUCUGGACAAAAGAGAAGACCAUAGCGAGCUGUAUGUAGCAGGCCGCAGUCUGGCCCCGGGCCUUUGGUGUGAGCAGUCUGUCCGGAGCUCCAGCUCCCGUCUCUAUGAGCAUUCACUCGACCUCACUGAGGAAGAGGAGGUGUAUGAAGCAGAGGGCAGCAUAGAGGAGUUUCUGGCUUAUGAUGGAAAAGAAAUGGAAGAGGAGGAGGUGGAUCAGAGGAAGUCUUCAUCCGUGGCCCCCAGGGGUGGAGUCCCCCCAGUUUCCCCUCAUGCAUGCAUCCGUGAUGCAGUUGCAGAUGAGCUGUUUGAUGACACAUGGAGGGAGGUGGUGGGCCUUCUGGAGGAGCUCUUACACAAGUACUGGGAGAAGCAGCUCCCGGGUGUGUCUGAAUUACUGAAUAACUGUCGAUCCACUGUGAAUGAAAGCCUGCCCUCUCCACCAGUAAGUGCCGUUCAGAGCCACAGGCUUCCUCAGACACACUCUGAGUCUCAAGAGCAAGAAUACUAUGCACCUAUUUCCAGGCUUAUGCAGCUCAGAGGAAGGAUCCUAAGAGGCGGCGCUACCAGUGUCAUGCACACAGUAAACAACCUCCCACCUUUGAGAGAGCCCACCCUGAUGCUGGAGUCUCUGUCUCGGCCCAAUACUACUCACACAUUCAGAUCCGACACCCCUAUGAAAAGGUCCUUCACACCCAUGGAUUUUGCCUGUAACAUGAGGACAAGUCAAAGACUUGUCAAAGGUGAGAGCACAACUAUGGGAGUGACAGGCUUCAGUAUGGGCAUCACCAGCUCUACAGCUAGUGGGUUCUUGGAGUGUGUCACACCCAGCAGGAGGCGUCUACCCUGCGCUGAUGGAGACGGAGGGAACAUGCCUCUGCUCGGCUCUACAGGUGGCCAGAAUCAUCGGAAACAGCUGAGCCGGUUUCCAGUGUAUGUGAGGAAGAAAUUUCAGCCUGUCAUGCAAUAGCAGGGUAGUUAAUUUUGUAAUUAAACGAAAGAGCUUAAUGAGCCAGACAUAAUGAAUACUAUUGACUGAUAUGCACUGUCAUAAUAUCACUUGAUUGUGAUUCAAUGUAUAAUUUGUUACCUGAUGUCCAGUCACAGUUUAUGGACUUCACAUUGACCUCAACAUCUGGAGCAUCCCCGGUAUUUCCUUUUAUAAAAUUAUGAAGGAUGAAUGCCAAACAUUUUUUGUUAUUGUAAGUUAAUGCAUUUAUCAUGUAAAGUAUCAUAUUUAUUUGUUUUUACUGCUUAAAUAGAUGUCUGCGGCCAACAGGUUGAUUAAAAAUGAUUCGUAGCCUAAUUAUUUAUUUU
Messenger RNA from Sinocyclocheilus grahami, 2117 nucleotides. RefSeq names its product protein FAM149A-like. The transcript has 13 exons. The record is from RefSeq and is a predicted model, not a curated record. The coding region runs from base 148 to 1770 and encodes 540 amino acids. NCBI's taxonomy places the organism in Eukaryota, Metazoa, Chordata, Actinopteri, Cypriniformes, Cyprinidae.